Bactrocera tryoni is the source of this 1238-nucleotide messenger RNA. RefSeq names its product vitellogenin-1-like. The transcript is spliced from 3 exons. The record is from RefSeq and is a predicted model, not a curated record. Gene Ontology annotation, molecular function: lipase activity. Lineage: Eukaryota; Metazoa; Arthropoda; Insecta; Diptera; Tephritidae. The coding region runs from base 31 to 1197 and encodes 388 amino acids.
GAUGAAGUAAGGAAAAGUCGACGAAGCGCUAUGCGGAUAGUUCACUUAAUUUCACUUUGGUGCUUGCUAUACGCCAGUGUAGCCCUGGAGGAUAUACCAGAGGGAUAUCUGAACGCGGCAAAACAGAUAGCAGAAAGAUUGAUAGCGACUUCAGCAGGACCAUUGACAGCCGACUAUUUUUUCAGAGUGGUGGAAAACUUGGUCGCAGGUUUACCUGCAAGAAAGGCAUAUAUUUUAGCAAAUGCUAUAUGUGCCGAAACUAUAGCCAGAGGCCGAAAUCAAACGCCGGAAGAGUAUGAACCGAAGCUCAAAGAUAUUAAUUUUCAGUUCCGUACACCGUGCGAUAGGCGUACAUAUCCUAUAGCAGAUCCCAUCGGUCUACUUCGUGAUCCGGAUUUUGAUCCGUACAAAAAGACCGUCAUAUUCUCAACCGGCUGGACGACCACGGUGAAUAAUGAACGUCACGAUGCCUUGUCUAAGGCAUACAAUUGUCGCGGUGACACCAAUUAUCUGGCGCUGGACGCUGGCGACUACAUAACCUUGAUGUAUGUGUGGUCUGCACAAAACACGGACACAAUCGGUAAAUAUCUCGCUGUAGGCAUACAAAAACUCAGCAAGUUUAUAGACGUCGCCGGCUUGCACUUGAUGGGUCACAGCUUGGGCGCACAAAUAAUGGGUACGGCAGCGCGUCACUAUCGUGAUUUGACGGGCAAAAGCUUGCCCUACGUGACCGGUUUAGAUCCCGCUUUUCCAUGCUUUAACGAAGGUGAGACGCUAACCACCAUCUCGGCAAGUGACGCCGACUUUGUUGACAUCAUACACACAAAUGCCGGUAUUAGCGGCCAGUAUAAAGCUUACGGCAAUGCGGAUUUCUAUGUCGGUGGUAAAUUUCCAAUUCAGAAUGCCUGCAGAACGCCGCAGUGCUCACACGAAAUCGUUUGGGAGUACUACACGGAGUCGGUCUAUCCCAGUAAUGAGCGCAAUUUUCUGGCAAAGCGCUGUAACUCGCUGUAUAGCCUUCAGUAUGGAAGAUGUAAUGGUCCUGAGUUUCCCAUGGGCUUCGCUGUGCCGCAUGAUUUAAUUGGCCGUUAUGUGCUUGAUGCGAACACUGAGAAGCCGUAUGGCCAAAAUGCUACUGCGGCGUACACGAAUCCUGAUACUUCGCCCUGUGGCGCUUGUUCUUCUUCCUGUGCUUGAGGAAGAUAUCUUUUCGUAUAACAUACAUACACAUACAUAUA